ACGAGAACGAUUCUGAGUGUUUACCUAACAAAUCGAAAAGGAAACUAUCCACGUGCUCCAUAUUUCCAUCCGACAUUGUCCGCUGCACAGAUUCUGCGGCAUCACAGUUUGCCUUUGAUAAGCGAAACAACAAAAUGGGAAGCUUCUUUUCGCACCCGACCGGGAUGGAAGUGGUCAAAAAGAAUCAGGAAUACAUUUCCGAGAUGAACAAAAUAAAGAUGGAACGCUGGAUUCAGAUGCACUAUCAGAUGAAGGAACGCGAAACAGCGAUGCAAAUCUCACGGGCACGGGAACUGUUCUACUGGCUUGCAUCGUUCUACGGCGUAUCAACCGUCGGGCUGAUCGGACGGUUCCGGACCACGAAACGUCCCGGUACGCUUGCACCGAUCGUACCGCUAUCGUUUGUCGUCGCCUACUAUGCGGAUCUUGCGUACGGGACAAAGAUACAUCGAAUACAAGCGGAAGCGGAAAUGAUUAUGCAUAAUGAGCCAGAACUAUUGGAGUGGCCAAGCGGACUGCCCACGGUGUCGGAGAUCGAUUCGGCACGCCUUGAUAUUGAUGAUAAAAUUCGACUCCAUCCUCAUCAGCUAUGAAAGGCAGGCGACGUUUGUUAUUAACGGAGUGACAGCAGAGAGCUCCACUGUAACAGUAUUAUAAGGAGAAGGACACAUCAGUUAACACACUACACACUGCACGCAAUUUUUGGAGUGAGAUUGCACCAUUAGAACCGUGUUAACGGCAGUAGCAUAGCUCCGUAAGAACAAGUGUUCUACCACUUUCUUUGCACUUUGACUUUUAACGACUAAAAAAACUAUUGCAAAAGAAACAUACAACUUCCACACUAAAAAGCUGUUUCCAUGUUCCAUGUUUAAAAAUUCAGAGCAGCUUUACCCUUAAAGAUCCUGUUUUAGCUGUAAAAGCACCACUUAGCUCCUUCUCUCUAGAUGUCUUUUUAUCAGCAACUUCAUAAACUAUACGGUUCUAGUAAGCAUCGCUAGCAAAACAAACCAGUCCGUUGCUAUCCAACGAGAUAAAUGGUCUAGCAACCAACUCUCUAAAUUCUUCUGAACGGAAAACGAUAACAAUAACAAAUAAGUGCAUUUAAUCCUUCUCACUCUUCGGUGUAUUCUCCCAAUCGAAGGAAUCGGGAUAUUCGUCGUGGUACGGGUGAGUUUUAAAGAACCGUGAACGGUUUCAAUCGCGUAAGCUAUAGCAUGCAAUUAUACCCUUAUAUCCACAUGUAAUUGUACGGGGCAAGUGGACCUUGUUCGGAAGUGUGUCAGAUUUUAAAACAACAUUUUUUCCGUCAAUCCUGUUAAAUGCGUAAAUGUGAAAUUGCUACAUCCGUUUUACAUACAGUAUGUACUAAUAAA
Anopheles moucheti is the source of this 1373-nucleotide messenger RNA. RefSeq names its product plasminogen receptor (KT). Gene Ontology annotation, cellular component: plasma membrane. Bases 135 to 593 code for a protein of 152 amino acids. The record is from RefSeq and is a predicted model, not a curated record. The transcript is spliced from 3 exons. Lineage: Eukaryota; Metazoa; Arthropoda; Insecta; Diptera; Culicidae. Gene Ontology annotation, biological process: positive regulation of plasminogen activation.